Cuscuta campestris is the source of this 2139-nucleotide messenger RNA. Lineage: Eukaryota; Viridiplantae; Streptophyta; Magnoliopsida; Solanales; Convolvulaceae. The record is from the annotation of a GenBank genome assembly.
CAACAUUAUGCAAGAGAGAGUUUCAAAAAACAACACAACUUAAAGUCUCAAAGUGAAUAAAGCAAAAAAGAAAUGUUUCAACUUUCAUAUCCAUGUCUCUAGUUCAUGGCUAAUGAUUCAUUAAUCAUUAAUCAUCCAUGAAUAAGAGCUCAUCACUCAACAUCUCAUUGGUUGUCCUUGUUGACUCCUCGUUACUCAUAGUGCACCUAAUGCCAUAAUCAUCAUCCACUUCUUUGGAUCCUUCGAUGGGUCAUCAUACUCUUCAUUUUCGUUAGGUUCGGCCAUUAAGAAUCUGAAAUAUAUGAAUAAAUAUUGUUUGAAAAAAUAAAUUUAAAAAGAUACUAAAAAAAGUUAAGUACCAAAAGAAGAGGAGAGAGUAAAAAAAGGAUAAAAAAGUCUUUUCUGGAAAAGUACUCUCUGCCGAGAAGUACUCAAACAAAUAAGUGCCAAAAAAUAUAUAAAAACUGAAUCUAAAGCUAUGCUUAUGUAUCGGAACCAGAAACAGAAACAAUUGAAUCAGAGAAUCGGAAAAGAAGAUGCCUUGAUGCGUCGUUCGUUGGAGAUAGAUGAGGAAACUCAGCCGCGACGUUGAUGCAGAGAAUCGGAAAAGAAGAUGCGAGAGAGAGAGGGUUAUCGAAACUGGAGCAGUAGACUGGAAGGUACAGUUUAGAAAUAUAAGCUUACAAGUUGUUACUUGUCAGCGACGCUGGAUUGUGGUGAGUAAUCCAAGCUUGUGUUCAAUUAUUUCAAAAUGGCUUGGAACAGAAGCUUGGAUCAAUAAUGUUGACAUCAUAGCAGGCUUACGAGAUUAUGUUUCUGAUCCUGCCCUCCAUAAAGAAUGGAAGAUGAUGAAGAAGGUUAACAAGAUGAGGCUUGCUGAUUACAUUGAGACAAUUAGUGGAGUGAAGGUCAGCUUAGAGGCAAUGUUUGACGUUCAAGUAAAACGUAUACAUGAAUUCAAGAGGCAACUGCUGAAUAUACUAGGCAUCAUACAUAGAUAUGAUUGUAUUAAGAAUAUGAAGGAGAGUGAAAGACGGAGAGUUGUACCUCGUGUAUGCAUAAUAGGAGGGAAAGCUGCACCUGGUUAUGAAAUUGCAAAAAAGAUUAUCAAACUUUGCCAUGCAGUGGCAGAAAAAAUUAACAAUGAUCCUGAUGUCGGAGACCACCUGAAACUGGUUUUUAUCCCAGAUUACAAUGUGACUGUGGCUGAGUUAGUUAUUCCUGGCAGUGAUCUUUCGCAGCACAUAAGCACCGCUGGUCAUGAGGCAUCCGGAACUGGCAGUAUGAAAUUUUUAAUGAACGGAUGUUUAUUGUUAGCUACAGCUGAUGGCUCAACGGUCGAAAUUGCUCAAGAAAUAGGAGCAGAUAACAUGUUUCUAUUCGGUGCGAAAGUUGACGAGGUUCAGACCUUGAGAGAAAAAGGAUCUGCACUCAAAGCUCCACUUCAAUUUGCACGGGUUGUCAGGAUGGUUCGGGAUGGUUAUUUUGGCCAUAAAGACUAUUUCAAAUCAUUAUGUGAUACUCUGGAAGAUGGCAAAGAUUUUUAUCUCCUUGGUAACGAUUUUGUGAGUUACUUAGAAGCACAGGGUGCUGCCGAUAGAGCAUUUGUUGAUGAGGAGAAGUGGACAAGGAUGAGCAUACUGAGCACCGCCGGAUCUGCCAAGUUCAGUAGUGAUAGAACCAUUAAAGAAUAUGCCGAGGAGACAUGGGGAAUCGAACCGUGCAAAUGCCCAUAUUGACCACUUUUGCAGAAGGGUCAUGCUACCACAGUCAUACCACGACAGAUGACACCAAGGUUGACACCACCACAGACAAUGUCACUCUUAUCGACAAUGACUGUCUGCGUGGUUGUCUCUGGUGGUGUCAUGUGUCGUGGUAUGACUGUGGUAGCAUGACCUGGUGGUUGUUGCUGGCAGAUGUUACAAGCACAGUAAUAAGGUUUCUUGUCAUCCCAAGGUGAGAUUAGAAACUGAGUCUGCAAUUUUAAGGUUAAAAACAUAGUGGUUCUUGUUAUGUAAGAGUAAGGGUGUUCUCUUGUUCAUUUUUUUAAAAAAAUUUGUUCCACUCGGUCCAUAUUUAUAGGGUACCAUAGGAUGAUCUUGAUUACUACGUAUAAUUUGUAGUGUACUUUUUAUGUUA